Messenger RNA from Vanrija pseudolonga, 1839 nucleotides. RefSeq names its product Polyol transporter 5. Gene Ontology annotation, cellular component: membrane. Gene Ontology annotation, biological process: transmembrane transport. Lineage: Eukaryota; Fungi; Basidiomycota; Tremellomycetes; Trichosporonales; Trichosporonaceae. The coding region runs from base 1 to 1839 and encodes 612 amino acids. The record is from RefSeq and is a predicted model, not a curated record. Gene Ontology annotation, molecular function: transmembrane transporter activity. The transcript has 4 exons.
AUGUCCACUGACCCCUACAACGACAUCAAGCCAGACCCGCACGCGGCGGUACGCACCCACCGUGUUGACAAUGUAAUCGACAUCGAGAACCCGCUACAGCGCCUCCCAGCGGCACAGGUGGCAGCCGACGCGCGCGCGUUUGCCGAGGCUCACGACCUAGGCGACCACGCGGAAGACUUUGUCAAGGGUGCGCUGGUCGCGCGCUCCCCCGACGAGCUGGACACCAUCCCGGAGCUCAGCGACGCCGACCGCGCCGCGCUGGCCUUUGAGAAGGACCACAAGUGGCGCUGUACGGGCCAGCUGUACUUCGCUGCCCUGAUCUGCGCGCUCGGCGCCGCGACGGAGGGCUGGGACAUUGUCGGGUCGAACGGCGCCAACUUGUCUUUUCCGGUCGAGUUUGGGAUCGCGCGGCCCCGCCCUGAGCCAGGGGCGAGUCGCGACGAGUGGAUUGUAGGGUUGAUCAACUCGGCGCCGUACCUCGCCGCGGCGAUGGUUGGCGUGUGGGUGUCCGACCCCCUGAACAACUGGCUCGGCCGGCGCGGGCUCAUCUUCGUCACGGGCCUCGGGCUCAUCGCGACGCCGCUCGGCAUGGCCUUCACGCGUUCCUGGCAGCAGCUCCUCGCGGUGCGCCUUCUCAUGGGCAUUCCGUACGGCGCGAAAGCCGCCACCGUCAGCGUUUAUGCCGCCGAGAUCUCGCCCACGGCGAUCCGCGGCGCGAUUACCAUCGGGUGGCAGCUGUGGGUCACGUUCGGGAUCUUCAUCGGCAUGGCGGCGAACGUCAUCGUCAAGGACGUGCCGCGCAUCGCGUGGCGGCUACAGCUCGGGAGCGCGUUCAUCCCCUCUGUCCCGCUCGUCUUUUUGGUGUGGCUCGCGCCCGAGAGCCCGCGCUGGCUGAUGAAGAAGAACCGGUACCCCGCCGCAUUUGCAGCCUUCUACCGCCUGCGCAAGACGCCGCUCGCCGCCGCGAGGGACAUGUACUACUCGCACGUGCUGUACGAGGAGGAGGUCGCGCUCGCAAAGGGCACGACGUACUGGUCCCGCCUGACCGACCUCUUCACCGUCCCGCGUAUCCGCCGCGCGAGCCUCGGCGCGUUCACGACCAUGAUCGGGCAGCAGCUGUGCGGGAUCAACGUGAUCAGCUUCUACUCGUCGACCGUGUUCCGCGAGGGAGGGUACACCAACGACCAGGCGCUGUAUGCGAGCCUGGGGUUCGGCGCGCUCAACUUUGCGUUCUGCAUCCCUGCGCUGUUCCUGGUCGACACGUUCGGCCGCCGCAGCUUGCUUUUGUCGACGUUCCCGUUCAUGACGCUCUUCCUCCUGCUUACCGGCCUCGCGUUCCUCCUGCCCGACUCGCAGGCUUCGACGCGCACGUCGCUCGUCGCGGCCUUCAUCUACAUCUACACCGUGUUCUACUCGGUCGGCGAGGGACCCAUCGCGUUCUUGUACCCUGCCGAGGUGUUCCCCACUGUCCACCGCGAACAAGGCAUGGCGUGGGGCGUGUGGGCGAACAACUUCUUCGCGUCCCUCCUAGGCCUCACCUUCCCCUCGCUCCUGCGCGGCCUGACGCCUGUCGGCGCGUUCUGCCUCUACGCAGGCCUGAACACGCUCGCGCUCAGCUGGGUGUGGUGCUUUGUGCCCGAGACCAAGGGUCUCACGCUGGAAGAGAUCGACCAGGUCUUCUCGGUCCCGACGCGCCACUUCAUCCACUACGAGACGACGCAGUGGCUUCCCUGGUGGUUCCGCCGCUACGUCCUCUUCGACCGCAAGGCGCACCUCGUGCCCCUGCUCGACUGGGAGACGGACCGGCAGGCCAAGGCUGCGCGCCGGGUGGCAGCUUAG